Messenger RNA from Spea bombifrons (plains spadefoot toad), 4310 nucleotides. It is a transcript of the gene ACE, whose product is annotated as angiotensin I converting enzyme. The record is from RefSeq and is a predicted model, not a curated record. Gene Ontology annotation, biological process: proteolysis. NCBI's taxonomy places the organism in Eukaryota, Metazoa, Chordata, Amphibia, Anura, Pelobatidae. The transcript has 25 exons. Bases 47 to 3994 code for a protein of 1315 amino acids. Gene Ontology annotation, molecular function: peptidyl-dipeptidase activity; metallopeptidase activity. Gene Ontology annotation, cellular component: plasma membrane.
UGUAGCCCGGUCGUGAGUCUCUCACUCUAAUAGAGGGAGGGGGGGAAUGAAGGUGAACCCAGGACCACCUGGUGGGGCGACAGCCAAGAUGAUGAGCUUAGUCCUCCUGGGGCUUUGCUUGGUGGCUUCCACUUCGGAUGCCCUGGACAACUCAUACCUGCCUGGCGUCUACCCAAAAGACGAGAGCGGCGCACAGACAUUUGCCUCGGACUACAACAGUACAGCGGAAAGAAUAUUUUACAUCAGCACAGAAGCCAGCUGGGACUAUAACACUAACCUGACGGACUAUAACUCACAGCGCCAGAUAAAUGCCUCUUUGGAGGAACAGGAGUUUAAUGAAAUAUGGGGUUCCAAAGCCAAAGAACUAUUCAACGACACCUUCGCAAGCUUCAACGACAGCCAACUCAAGAAAAUCAUCACUUCCAUCUGGACCCUUGGAGCGUCUAACCUGGCUCUGGGAGAGCGUGAAGAGUAUAACACCAUUCUCAGUCAGAUGGACAACAUCUACUCGACAGCCAAAGUUUGUCCUCCGAACCAGAACACCAACUGCUGGUCCUUGGAUCCAGAUUUGACCGAAAUCAUGGCUACGUCUCGAAGCUACAAGAAGUUGCUCUACGCCUGGGAGGGCUGGCAUGACGCAGCAGGCAUUCCCCUGAAGAGCAAAUACGAGCGAUUUGUACAGCUUAGCAAUAAAGCUUAUAAACAGGACGGAUACAAGGACACGGGAGAAUAUUGGCGUUCCUGGUAUGCAUCUUCCACAUUUGAGGAAGAUCUGGAGAACUUGUACCACCAGCUGGAGCCUCUUUACCUUAAUCUGCACGCCUUUGUGCGCAGGAAGCUCUAUGAGCGUUAUGGACCCAAAUACAUUAACCUGAAGGGCCCAAUCCCAGCGCAUCUGCUUGGUAAUAUGUGGUCACAACAGUGGAACAACAUCUAUGAUAUGAUGGUCCCCUAUCCCAACAAGACCAACGUGGACGUUACGAAUACAAUGAGGGAACAGGGUUGGAAUGCGACACAUAUGUUCAAAGUCUCUGAGGAGUUCUUCACCUCUCUGGGUCUACUUGAGAUGCCACAGGAGUUUUGGGACAAGUCGAUGCUUGAGAAGCCUUCAGAUGGACGAGAGGUGGUUUGCCACGCAUCUGCCUGGGACUUCUACAACAGGAAGGACUUUAGAAUAAAACAAUGUACCACGGUUACCAUGGAACAGCUGUUCACUGUCCACCACGAGAUGGGCCACGUGGAGUAUUAUUUGCAAUACAAGGACCAACCAGUCACGUUCCGUCGAGGGGCAAACCCAGGCUUCCAUGAGGCCAUAGGAGACGUGCUCUCUCUGUCGGUGUCUACCCCAGGCCAUCUAAAAACCAUUGGCCUCCUCAAUGAAGUCACAAAUGACCAAGAGAGUGAUAUCAAUUACUUACUGAAAAUGGCUUUGGAGAAAAUCGCCUUCUUGCCCUUUGGAUUUCUGAUUGACCAAUGGAGAUGGAACGUCUUCAACGGCCGUACACCUCCUAACCGAUACAACUAUGAUUGGUGGAACCUCAGAACCAAAUACCAAGGAAUCUGUCCACCGGUGGCAAGAAAUGAAACCCAAUUUGACGCAGGAGCCAAAUUUCAUAUCCCAGGCAACACCCCGUACAUCAGGUACUUUGUGAGUUUUGUGUUGCAAUUCCAAUUCCACAAAGCGCUCUGUUCGGCAGCCAAACAAACAGGUCCCUUGCACACUUGUGACAUCUACCGCUCAGCAGAUGCUGGGAAGCUUCUCAGUGAUGUUCUCCGGGUUGGAUCCUCCAAGCCCUGGCAGGAGAUCCUGUUAAAUAUGACCGGAACUGAUAAGAUGGACGUUGGACCUCUGCUGGAAUAUUUCGAACCAGUCACUAACUGGCUGAAAGAGCAGAACAGCAAGUAUAAUGAGACCCUUGGCUGGCCAGACUAUGCAUGGACCCCACCUAUUCCUGAUGGAUACCCUGGAGACAUCGAGAAAAUAGCGAAUGAGAUACAAGCCGACGACUUCCUAGAAAAUUACACCAAGACGGCAGAGGUCGUGUGGAACGCAUACACUGAGGCAUCAUGGGAAUACAAUACCAACAUCACUGAGCACAACAGGCUAAUCAUGCUGGAUAAGAAUCUGGAAAUGUCUGCUCACACUCUAGAAUAUGGGCUGCAAGCAAGAAACUAUGACUACAGCGAUUUCCGAAGCGCAGAGACACAGCGCUUACUGAGGAAACUCAGCGAGAUUGAUAAAGCUGCCCUGCCGGAAAAUGAGCAGAAAGAGCUGAACCAAAUACUUUCCAAUAUGGAAACCACAUACAGCGUGGCCAAAGUGUGCAAGAAUGAAACAACAUGCCUUCCGCUCGAUCCAGAUCUAACGGAAAUCAUGGCCCAGUCGCGGGACUACGAUGAGCUGCUCUUUGCCUGGAAGGGGUGGAGAGACGCUUCUGGCAAGAAAAUCCGAUCUGACUUUAAUAGAUACGUGGAGUUGACCAACAAGGCAGCUCAGCUUAAUGGUUAUGCCGAUAAUGGUGAAUAUUGGAGGUCCUGGUACGAGACUCCCACACUGGAAAGCGACUUGGAAAACCUUUACCAGGAGCUCCAACCUCUGUAUCUGAAUCUGCAUGCGUACGUACGAAGAGCGCUCCACAAGAAGUAUGGAGACCAGAAAAUUAAUCUGAAUGGACCCAUUCCUGCACACCUUCUGGGCAACAUGUGGGCUCAGUCCUGGUCAAACAUAUUCGACCUUGUUGUCCCAUAUCCUGAUGCCUCCAAAGUGGACGCCACUCCGGCAAUGUUAGCCCAGAAUUGGACCGCCAAGAGAAUGUUCGAGGAAUCUGAUAACUUUUUCGUCUCCCUCGGAUUGAUCCCCAUGCCUCAAGAAUUUUGGGACAAGUCUAUGAUUGAGAAGCCCGCUGAUCGGGAGGUGGUAUGCCACGCAUCCGCCUGGGACUUCUACAACCGAAAAGACUUCAGGAUCAAGCAAUGCACAGUGAUCAAUAUGGACGACCUCAUCACAGUCCACCACGAGAUGGGACACGUUCAGUACUUCUUACAGUAUAAGGAUCUGCCAAUCUCUUUCCGCGAAGGAGCCAACCCCGGGUUCCAUGAAGCUAUCGGAGAUGUCCUGGCGCUGUCUGUCUCCACACCGCAACAUCUUCACAGUAUUGGCCUUCUGGAUUCAGUACAGAACAACAUGGAGAGUGAUAUUAACUACCUUAUGAGCGUUGCGCUGGAUAAAAUCGCCUUCCUGCCUUUUGGCUACCUGAUGGACCAAUGGAGGUGGAAGGUGUUUGACGGCAGGACCCCCAAUUCGGAGUACAACCAGCAGUGGUGGAAUCUCAGAUUGAAGUAUCAGGGUCUCUGUCCUCCAGUAUUAAGAUCUGAAAGCGAUUUUGACCCUGGGGCAAAAUUCCACAUCCCGUCGAGUGUCCCUUACAUCAGAUAUUUCAUCAGUUUCGUAAUUCAGUUCCAGUUCCAUGAAGCUCUUUGCAAGGCAGCUAACCAGCAGGGGCCGCUGUAUAAAUGUGACAUCUACAGGUCUAAAGAAGCAGGAAAACUGCUCGGAGAUGCCAUGAAGUUGGGUAACAGCAAACCCUGGCCCGAUGCCAUGGAGCUCAUUACCGGGCAGCGUAACAUGUCGGCAUCUUCCCUCCUGAAAUACUUUGAGCCAUUGACCAACUGGCUGAUUGAACAAAAUAGAAAGAAUGGAGAAACCCUUGGGUGGCCAGAGUACAACUGGAGUCCAGCUAUAUCCCAGCCGCCAACAUCCAAUCCAACAACAGCUCGGCCAGCAACUUCUGGGCCGGCGCACACAGAACUUCCACCACAGAACAAAGUUGACUUCCUCGGAUUGUCCCUGAGCAAGAGUGAAGCAUCUGCUGGCCAGUGGAUUCUGCUGGCAUUGUCAUUGGUCUUGGUCAUCGCCUGCAUUUUCUUGGGUUAUAAGUUCUCAAAGAUGAAACGCAACACUAAGAAGUCUAUUUCUGAACUGGAACUCAAAUAAUAGAGAGUAUCCCCAACUGGAAUAACGGCCUCCUUUGUCUGAGGUCUUGGGGACACCUAGCGUAUGAGAUCCACCAAGAAGGAACCUUCCUGACUAUGCAAAGAACUUAAUCCAUGAAAGACCAAUCCACUAGCGCCUUGAAGCCUACAAAUGAAAAGACGAACUGUGAAACAGGUGCUGACGGGGAAGGGGGUGGGGGUGGGGAACACUUGGGCAAAGGGGGAAAGAGUUUUAAUUCUGUUAUUGAGACCACGAUCUUCUGAGAUCUUUUCUCCAACGGGAGCAAUAAAAUGUUUAAUAUGUGGGAGAAAAAAAA